AAAGCAGUUGGAUGUGGUUUGGGUUAAGCCGACAGAUGGAAGAACCAUAUAGCGCGUGAAACCGGAUAGAGUCAAGGCCGGCCAGGGCGGCAACAGGGGCCCGGAUUUUCGUGAGGGGACGGGAUUUUCGCUUCCUCACGUUCCCGAUUAAGUCUACCUUUGCCUCGGAAAUUCAAACCCAGGAAAUUAUAGUACUACCCUUUCCAUGCUCCUCCUUGUUAGAUGAUAAGAAGAAGGUUUAAUUUAGUCAUUUAACGCUCUCAAAGGCCGUCCCAAUCCUUUUGGCGCCAGCAAGAGAAAAUUAAAAAUAAAAUUAAGGUAUUACCGUUAAUUUCCUGAUCUAGAUUACCCAAAAUUUCCUCUGCAUCUCCACUCCUUAAACCCAAACUUAAACUCCUCAUAAUCCUUACUCCUCCACCUCUAACGACGACGACAACCACCAUGACAACCAACGCUGCCGCUGCAGCUGCAGCCGCCACCACCACAGCAUCCCAUAUCCUCCAUCACACCUCCGCUUUCCUCUCUGAAUCCAUCUCCCAAUCAGACCUCCGCCACCAUAUUCUUUCCACUCUGCGCCGCCGAAUCUCACCUUGCAUCCAAACUACUUCCAUCAAAACCCUAAAUUUAGCAUCAGAAACUCUCGAAAAAGCCAUCUCCGCCGCAAAUCCUUUCAUUCAAUCCUCCUCUCUCCGUCUCGCCGAAAGGCUCCUCCUCUCGUACCGUAAAAUCCCCUUCUCUUCCUUUCUUCUUUCUCUAAUUUACACUCUCACCCAAGAACCCACCAAUGCCGCCAUUAAUCUUCUUAAUAUUUUCUAUAUAGAACCUUCGUUGUCACGAUCAGAGAUAGCUCCGGUUCUUUUCGAGGAGUUGUUUUUAGUCCAUCUUUUACCUGUCCUUCAAUGGUUUAAUGAGCAAAGAUCAAGAAUUUUGUCUUCUUUGUCUAUGAAUAUGGGAUAUGAGAGCGAUGAAAAUUCCAUGUAUGACGUGUCAGUGGUUCUUCCUAGCUCGAAAUUGUUGUCGAAAAUGAGUGGAGGUCAAGCUUUAGAGUUGAAGGAGCUAGAAAGCAGUUAUGAGGAGGUUGUUGAUGAGAACUGCAGAGUUUUUGCUAAUUACUUUAAGGAAGUCCUAGGAAAUAGUGACGAAAAUAUACUAAUUACACCGCCAUCGAUCGUCUUGAAAGAGAUAGGAAAGGUCGAUAAAUUGGAAGGUAAUGAAGAUAAAAAGAUCAAAACAGAGGAAUUCGGACUGAAGAAUGGACGGUAUAAUCCGAUUUGGGCUGAAGGGGAAAUUUCAGUAGAAUUCUCUAGCUUCAGUAGCAGCAGCAAGUCCAAGUCUCCUCCACCAUCAUAUCCUCAAAGGGUCUCUGCAAAAACCCUCACAAAUUCUAACUACAGGAAACUGACAAAAUCACCUAUUUUAUAUUCUGAUUCUGAAGUGGAGUCCUCUUUGGAAGAUAACAUGAUCAAUUUCUCUUCAGAAUCUGAAGCCGAACUUGAGGAAAGCAGCAGAAGAUUGGCAUUGUUUGAGCAUAGACAAAGCAAAACCCAAAAACAUAAGCAGCCAAUUAUUGCAGGUUCCAGUAGUUCGCCAGAUCAUGUAAUGGGUGAUUCAGGUAAUCCUCCAGGUUAUGGGAAACAUACACCUCCAAAGGACUUCGUCUGUCCUAUAACAAGCCAUCUGUUUGAUGAUCCAGUAACACUUGAGACAGGGCAGACAUAUGAACGAAGGGCGAUUAAAGAAUGGCUUGAUAGAGGAAACUCAACAUGUCCAAUUACGCGGCAGAAGUUGCAUAGCUCACAAUUGCCCAAAACGAACUAUGUACUCAAAAGACUUGUUGCAAGCUGGCAAGAGCAGAAUCCUGAUUUUGCAUCAAAUAAAUCUGAAAGUCCACACCAAAACACUGAAUCAAGCUUCAAGCCGACAAUAAUGCCCCCAGAUUCUUCUCCUAGUACUGUCAUUAACCAAGCCAGCAUUGAUAGUAGCAUGACUGAGCUACGACAUGCCAUUACUAAUCUUUGUAUGUCAGAAAUUCUGAAUGAGUCUGAAAUGGCCGUCCUUAUGAUAGAGCAAUUCUGGCAGGAGGCUAAUAUGGACCUUGAUAUUCAAAGUAUGCUCUCAAAACCUCCGGUUAUUAAUGGAUUCGUAGAGGUCCUUUUCAAUUCUGUUGAUCCACAGGUGCUGAGAGCAACUGUUUUUCUCCUGUCUGAAUUGAGUUCAAGAGACAAAGGUGUGAUACAGACUCUUACACGAGUUGAAUCUGAUAUGGAAUGCGUUGUGGCUCUUUUCAAGAAGGGUUUAUCAGAGGCUGUUGUUUUGAUAUAUCUAUUAAGACCUUCUACUAUAAGCUUACUAGAGAUGGACAUGGUGGAAUCUCUCCUAAAAGCCAUUAAAAAGAAAGAGGAUAUGCUUAAGAUGUGUUUGAAGCAAAAAACAGCUGCUGUGCUUCUACUAGGACAAGUCCUUGGCUGCAAUGAAGAAAGUAUUGUUUCUUCAAUUGCCAAUGCUAUUGUUUCUACCAAAGUGAUUGAAUGUAUUGUUGGCAGCUUGGAAGCCGAGUGGGCAGAAGAGCGGAUUGCUGCAGUUGGGAUCUUAUUAAAAUGCAUGCAGGAAGAUGGGAAAUGUAGAAACAUAAUUGCUGAUAAAGCUGAGUUGGCUCCAGUUUUGGAGAGCUUCUCAAGUGCAAGUGAUGGAGAAAGAUUUGAGAUAGUUCACUUCUUCUCUGAAUUAGUCAAAUUAAAUAGGAGGACAUUCAAUGAGCAAGUUCUUCACAUCCUUAAGGAUGAAGGUGGUUUUAGUACAAUGCACGGCCUUCUUAAUUAUUUACAGACAGCUCUUCAAGAUCAAUGUCCUGUUGUGGCUGGUCUUUUACUCCAACUUGAUAUUUUGGCUGAGCCAAGAAAGAUGAGCAUAUUCCGGGAAGAAGCAAUAGAUACUCUAAUUUCAUGCCUCAAAAACUCUGAAUUUCCUGCUGUUCAAAUAGCUGCUGCCAAUAUAAUUGUGUCAUUGCAAGGAAGAUUCACCUCCUCUGGAAAAUCCCUUACUCGAGCUUUUCUCCUGAAACGAGCUGGACUUGGCAAAAGUUAUAGAAAUCUUAUGCGUAUGGAGCAGCUUGGCAACUUGUCUGGAGAAAUUGAAGACACACUGGAAGAAGAGAGGGCAGCUGAAGAUUGGGAAAGAAAAAUGGCAUAUGCUAUUGUAAGCCAUGAGUUUGGAAUAGUUUUUGAGGUUUUAGCAGAAGGCUUGAAGAGCAGAUGUCUAGAGUUAGUUUCCUCAUGCUUGAUUUCAUCAACAUGGCUUGUACAUAUGCUUGGCGUUCUUCCUGACACAGGGUUACGAGGAGCAGCCCGUGUUUGCUUGCUCAAGCAUUUCAUUACAAUUUUCAAGUCCGCAAAGGAAACUGAAGACAAAGUCCUUUCGUUGCUUGCUCUAAAAAGCUUCAUAAAUGAUCCUGAGGGGCUGCGAGACCUCACAUUCUACAUGAAGGAUAUUAAGAAAGGUCUGAGAGAGCUUAAGAAAUCAUCACCCUUGGCAGUUGAAAUUCUGAAAGUUCUGUCUGAGGGCCGCGACUCUAGUGCUGAAUUCUGGAAUCAUCAAGAACUAGCUCAAGCGGACUGUAGUGCAAAUGGUGAAGUGCUCUCAAUCACUUGCUCCAAAGACAAAAUAUUUUCUGGCCAUUCUGAUGGAACUAUAAAGGUUUGGACUGGUAGAGGUAGCAUUCUUCAUCUCAUCCAAGAACUUAGAGAACAUACUAAGGCAGUCACAAGCUUGGUAGUUUUACAAUCAGGAGAAAGACUAUAUAGUGGUUCACUUGAUAGAACUGCAAGGAUCUGGUCCAUUGGCAACGAAGCAUUACAUUGUGUACAAGUGCAUGAUAUGAAGGAUCAGGUCCAUAAUCUAGUGGUGGCUAAUAGCAUUUCCUGCUUCAUUCCACAAGGAGCUGGAGUCAAGGUCCACUCAUGGAAUGGAGGAUCCAAAUUAUUGAAUGCAAAUAAAUACGUCAAGUGCUUAUCUUUAGUGCAAGGAAAAUUGUACUGUGGAUGUCAUGACAGUAGCAUCCAGGAAAUUGAUUUGGCAACAGGAACAUUUGUUACCAUCCAAAAUGGAACUAGAAAAUUAUUAGGAAAAGCAAAUCCUAUACAUUCACUGCAAGUUUGCAACGGAAUGAUAUAUUCAGGUAGUUCUGCAUUAGAUGGAGCAGCUGUCAAGAUUUGGAGUGCUUCAAACUAUGGUCUAGUAGGUUCACUGCCAACUGCAUUAGAAGUAAGGGCUAUGGCAGUAAGCUCAGAUCUAAUUUAUUUAGGGUCCAAAGCAGGAACUGUGGAAAUUUGGGAUCAGAAAAGGCAAAACAGAAUUGAAAUACUACAAACCGGCUCAGAUAGUAGGAUUCUUUGCAUGGCUCUUGAUGGUAAUGAAGAAAUGUUAGUAAUUGGAACGUCAGAUGGCCGGAUUCAGGCAUGGGGACUGAGCUAGAAUGGAGAUGGCGAACAAUAUAAAUUUUUAUUGACUACAAAAAUUUUUUUAGAAAAACAAAUGACAGCUUAAUGAUUAUUUGAAAUUAAAUUCAUUUUGCAACCUUCAAAUAAAAAUCUAUCUUUGAAAUUUAUUCUUCAAAAUGUUGAUAUUUUGUACUGUACAGAAGCUUUUUUUCAAUUAACUAGUAUUGUAUGAUCUAAAAUUUAAUAUUUAAUGUUAAUAAAUUGAUUAAUUUUCUUA
This is a messenger RNA of Jatropha curcas, 4713 nucleotides long. RefSeq names its product putative E3 ubiquitin-protein ligase LIN-1. Gene Ontology annotation, biological process: protein ubiquitination. NCBI's taxonomy places the organism in Eukaryota, Viridiplantae, Streptophyta, Magnoliopsida, Malpighiales, Euphorbiaceae. The record is from RefSeq and is a predicted model, not a curated record. Gene Ontology annotation, molecular function: protein binding; ubiquitin-protein transferase activity.